Pygocentrus nattereri (red-bellied piranha) is the source of this 7594-nucleotide messenger RNA. RefSeq names its product cysteine rich transmembrane BMP regulator 1 (chordin-like) (gene crim1). The transcript is spliced from 17 exons. Bases 1 to 3066 code for a protein of 1021 amino acids. Gene Ontology annotation, cellular component: extracellular region. The record is from RefSeq and is a predicted model, not a curated record. Gene Ontology annotation, molecular function: protein binding; serine-type endopeptidase inhibitor activity. NCBI's taxonomy places the organism in Eukaryota, Metazoa, Chordata, Actinopteri, Characiformes, Serrasalmidae.
AUGCACCGCUUGGUGAAAUGCGUGCUGGUCUCGCAGCUGGCUGUGCUGGUGCUGCGCGGCGGCGCGGCGCUCCUGUGUCUGCCCUGCGACGAGUCCAAGUGCGAGGAGCCCAAGCAGUGCACGGGCGCCGUGGUGCUGGGCAUCUGCGGCUGCUGCUCCGUGUGCGCCAAGCAGAAGAACGAGAGCUGCGGCGGCGUGUACGGGCUGUACGGGACGUGCGACGCGGGGCUGCGCUGCGUCAUCCGCCCGCCGCUCGACGGCGCCUCCAUCACCCAGUACGAGGUCGGAGUUUGCGAAGAUGAAAACUGGGAUGACGACCAGCUCUUGGGAUUUGAGCCGUGCAAUGAAAACCUGGUUACGGGCUGUAACAUCAUCGAUGGGAAGUGUGAAUGUGACAGCGUACGAACAUGCAACAACCCAUUUGAGUUUGCCAGCCAGGAAGCUUGUCAGACAGCCCUGAGGAAGAUCGAAGAGGAGAGACCGGACUGUUCCAAGGCCAGAUGUGAGGUUCAGUUUUCACCGCGCUGCCCGGAGGAUUCAGUGCUGAUUGAGGGUUACGCCCCACCAGGCGAGUGUUGUCCCCUGCCCAGCCGCUGUGUGUGCAGCCCUGCAGGGUGUUUGAGGAAAGUGUGCCAGCCAGGCUACCUCAACAUCCUGGUGUCCAAAAGCUCAGGAAAGCCUGGAGAGUGCUGUGACCUGUAUGAGUGCAAACCAGUUUUCAGUGUGGACUGCAGCACAGUGGAGUGUCCGCCUGUCCAGCCAGUGCAGUGUCCAGCCGACAGCUAUGAGACGCAGGUCAGACUGACAGCGGAUGGUUGCUGCACCCUGCCCACAAGGUGCGAGUGUUUGCCCGGUGCCUGCACCUUCCCACAGUGUUCGGCUGGAACAUCCCCCCACUUGGUCUCCCGUGGCAACGGAACACCGGGGAGGUGCUGUGAUGUGUUUGAGUGUGUCAAUGAGACCAAGCCAGCCUGUACCUUCAGUGGGGUGGAGUACCGCGAUGGCGACAUGUUCAGGAUGGACGCCUGCCGCUUCUGCCGCUGCCAGGGUGGAGUGUCUGUGUGCUUCACUGCACAGUGCGGUGUCCUCCACUGCGAACGUUACUACAUACCUGAGGGAGAGUGCUGCCCCAUCUGUGAAGAUCCGAUCUUCCCAGCUCUGAAUUUUGCAGGCUGCUAUGUGAAUGGGCAGAUCCUGGCUCAUGGUGACCACUGGCGUGAGGAUGAUUGUACGUUUUGCCAGUGUGUGAGCGGAGAGGCCCGCUGCGUGGCAGCUGCCUGUGGCCAUAGCUGCCUCAACCCCGUCACCGUGCCCGGAGAGUGCUGCCCUGUGUGUGAGGAGCCCACCUACAUCACCCUGGCGCCCCCUGCCUGUGGACCGUUGGAGAACUGCACGCUGACGGACAAGGACUGCCUGUAUGGCUUCCGGCUUGACCAGGACAGCUGUCGCACUUGCAGCUGUAAAACAAGAGAGGAGCUGUGCAGGGGUCUGAUCUCAGGCUGCACUCUGAAGUGCCCUUUUGGGUUCCAGACGGAUGCCCAUGGCUGUGCCUUGUGCCAGUGCCGGCAGCGCCACAAGAAGUGCAAGCCAGUAGCCUGCGCCAAGAACUGCCCCUUUGGCUUCGUUAAAAACAAGCAUGGCUGCGACAUCUGUCGCUGUAAGAGGUGCCCCGAGCUCCCGUGUGACAAGCCGUGUCCAAUGGGCUUCCAGCAGGAUGAGCUAGGCUGCCUGAUAUGCCAGUGUCGAGACCAGAGCUCCUCCUCUGUCGGCCCCUCGGUUAAACUGGGCUCAUGUUUGUCUAUGGAUGGCCGGAGACAUGAGAAUGGUCAAAGCUGGCACGACGGCUGCAGGGAGUGUUACUGCCAUGCCGGCCGAGAGAUGUGUGCCCUAAUUUCCUGUCCAGUGCCCUCCUGUGACAACCCCAGCAUCCAUGCUGGCCAGUGCUGCCCCACGUGUCCAGAUGAGUCAGGCUCUCAUAAGCCAGAGCUGAGCGAAGCGUCCGUGUGCUUGGCCCCGGGUGGGGAGUACUUUGUGGAAGGUGAAACGUGGAACAUCGACUCCUGCACCCAGUGUACUUGCCACGUCGGUCGUGUGCUCUGCGAGACUGAGGUGUGUCCACCGCUGCUCUGCCAGAGCCCAAUCAGAACGCAAGACUCCUGCUGCCCACACUGCCCAGAUGAGCCAGUCACACCACCAGCUCCCAGCAACGACAGCAUGCCUAGUUACUGCCGCAAUGAGGAGGGCGACAUCUUCCUGGCCGCCGAGUCUUGGAAGCCCAACGUCUGUUCCAGUUGUGUGUGUCUGGACGGAGUUAUCAGCUGCUUCUCUGAGUCCUGCCCUCCCGUCAACUGCGCCCGGCCUGUCCUGCGUAAGGGCCAAUGCUGCCCCUACUGUCUAGAUGCCACGCCUAGGGCUGUGUGCCACUUUAACGGGAAGACCUAUGUGGACGAGGAGCGAUGGGACAUCGACAGCUGCACACACUGCUACUGCCUACAGGGCCAGACGCUGUGCUCCACUGUCAGCUGCCCCGCCCUGCCCUGCAACCAGCCAAUCACAGUGGAGGGCAGCUGCUGCCCCAUGUGCCCAGAGAUUGCCCCCACUAAUGUGCCCAUAGAGAAGACAGACCAGCAUGGUGACAGACUGAGGCAUCGGCCAGCCUGGCCUACACACAGCGAGAAUGACAUCAUGCCACAGUUCAGAGGUGAUUUUGGGAGCCUGCAGAUGCCAUAUCUGGAUGGGAAGACGCCGUUGCCCAGAGAGGAUCCCAGCCUUCACUGGGCCUGGGUGGCCUUGCCCAUCCUCAUGAUGGUCCUCACUGUCACCGCCCUGCUGUUGGUCAAUCAGAGAAAGCAGUGGAUCCCUGUGCCUUGCUAUCGCACUCCCACUAAGCCCACAUGUCUGAAUAACCAGCUGGUGUACGUGGACUGCCAGAAGGGUACGAAGGUCCAGGUGGACAGCUCGCAGCGCAUGCUCCGCAUCGCCGACCCAGACUCACGCUACAGCGGCUACUACAGCAUGCCCAAACACAACAACCUGCAGGCAGACAACUUCUACCAGACUGCGUGAGCGAGCGAGAGUCAGUACGAGUGCAAGAGAGAGAGGGAGAGGGAGAGAGAGACACUAAGACCAGGGUCUUCUGCCAAAACCUGAGAGAGCACAUUACCAACUGCUACUAACUACAGUGAUGAACAAAGACGUGGAGAGUGGUAGACACCCUGGUAAAGAAUAACAAUCAUAAUACCCAUGUUAAUAGAACGUCACUCCAAAACGCACGCAGACAACUGACGGUCUCAUCGGGACGGGAUAACGUUAUCACGCCGGUCGCUGCGGGGAGUGUAUUUAUUUGAACCGGAGGAGCUGAAAGCUUCCUCGGGAAUAUUUUUGUGCAUUAGAGAAUGCGUGUAAGUGUGUGUGUCUGCGCGGUUGGAGGUUUAUGAGAUCAAACGUACAUAUUUGGGAUUAGGACAGACUGGGGUGUUUUGGGUGUUUGUUUUUUUUUUCUUUCAAAAGUAAUAUUUUUUGUGCAUUCCGACUUUUCUUCUUUUUUUUUUUUGAAAAUGAGAAAGCUAUUUGAAAACUGUUUGAAGAAAAGAGAGAAAACUCUUCAAGUGCUUUGUGCGAACACAGAACCAAAGCUUCUCUGGGAGAGACCUGGGGUCGGGUGGAGGCGGAGAAGGGAAAAGAGAGGAAAAGAAGAGAAAAGGAGCAAACGAAAGAAAGAUUUUGGUAGAGCGCAGCUGAGGCCCUUCCCUGCUUUUCUCGCCCAGUCACCGCGAUCUGGUUUGGCUGUUUUUGGCCCCUUGAAAGAUGAACGGAAGAAGACUGAGAGCAGCUCGGCGGACAAUAGCUCUUCCUGCUAGAUGGAUUCGUGUUGGUCUCUUUGUAGUGUUUCUGCUUAGAUGUAUAAGCAUUUUGCCCCUUUUCACAUAACAGUCAUCAGCUUCUUUAUUUUUACCACAAAGGGCAGACUGACUCUCACACUUAAAGUGACAAUAUAUUUUGCGACAAAAGGGUUGAUACAUGGUAUAAAGAUAAUAUAAAAGGUAGUUAUACUGGUUUGAUGAAUCUAUGCUACAAGUGCUGCUUUCUGCUUUGAUUCUCUAAGCCUUGUUUUCUAGGGGUUGAACUAUAGAGAGUAUUAAUUACAUCCUCUAGGAAACAAUGAUGCAAGGAAACAUAAAAUCAAAGAAUAUGAUCAAACGACUUUUGUUAGGGGGGUUUUGAGAUGCAAAACGCUCUUUAAUGAGUUUUUUCCCUAGUUUUUACUGAUUACGAACCCGCCUCCUCCUCUGGAAGCUUCGGAAUGUUAUUGAAGCACCUUUGUUCUCUGUUUUUCCUUGCUUGGGGAAAAAAAAGCAGUCUACUUCGAAAUUGGCUUCAAAACCUACUCACGCUAUAGGAACAUUUAUGUACAUAUUAAUGCUACGACGAAAAAGACCUGAACUAUUGUGUGAGUAUAUAUGUAUGUGUGUAUGUUUGUGUUGGCAUGUAUGUACGUGUGCACACAAACGCACAUGCAUGCACACAUUUACUUUGCUUCACCUGUAAAGUUCUCUGUUUCAUUUUUCCUAUUGAAUGUAUUUAUGACUGAGAAAAAAAAAGAUUUUUAUCUAUGGAAAAUCGAUGAUGACAGGCAUUCCAUUGCCUUGCUUGUUUGAUAGUAAAUUGCAAGAAAGACAGGCGGUAAAAAAGGCAGAAAGAAAACAAUGAACAUCUCAUUUUAUUUUUAUUUGUUUCCUUUUUUUGUAAUUUUGUUUUCCUUCGACUUUUUUCUGGCCCUGGGCCCGUUUGUGGUGUGUUCUUCAGCUGAGUCUCUUUGCUUCCACUUCUGGCAUCCUGCGUCUCUCUGUUGUGAUCUGACAGUUUCUCUGCGUUUCAGACUGUUUUUAACAUGCCCUCAUUGACUUCCCCGUUAAGCUACACUAUGUACAUUUUUGAGAUUUGGAGACCUCUCUGGUGGAAAUAUGUAAUGGCAUGUGAAUCAAGCAGAUGAAUCUGAUGGGAAACAAAGUGAAUUAUCUACUAUUGCCAUCGUAUCUUCAUCUGUAUAAUGUCAGUUUUGCAUUUACGACUUCUUUUAAAAAUUCUUAGUGUAUGUAAAGACAUAUGACAUCACAAAAUACAACCUGACGCUUCUGACCUUUAACUGAGUAUUUCUGGCUUUACAGGGAGACGCAAAUCAACACAUUUCAGAGUGUUUUUUUCUCCUGACUCAGUUUUCACGAAAGACUAUUUGUAGUGCAGCAUUCAGUGCUGUUUUUUUACUGUAUGAGCUCAUACGAACUUAGAUGGGUCAAUGGAGGACUGAGGUAUUGAGUCAGCAGUAGUGUAGACUUUCAUACUUCAAUGGUAAUACAUUCUUUAAAAAGAUGGUUCUUCAAGGGUUCUGUAGUAAAGAAAAUACCCAGAGAUCCCUUUGGAUGAUUAAAUGGUUCUUUGCAUUAUGAAAGGGUUCUGCAGAUUGAUGGAGAAUGUGCUGUAGAUGAUUCUAUAUACAAGAGUUCUAUUUAGCACCAAAACGGUUCUUGUUUCAAGCUUGGCAUUGUAACAAUAGCAGAACCAUUUUUGGUGCUAUAUAGAAUCAAAAACGUCCUAUGUAGAACCAUCUAAAACACAUUCUCCAUCAAUCUCAAGAACCAUUUCAACAUGCAAAGAACCAUUUAAGCAUGAAAUGGUUCUAUAUAGACCUUGUGGUUCUAAAUAGAACCGUUAUUUUAGUAAAUAACUUUUAAAGAACCGUUUAAGAGUGUAGCUAAUAAGCUGUCUUAGGCUCAGAGGUAUCCCAAGUAGUAAUUAAACGUGCCAAUAUUGGGAUCAUUGUCUUCUCACAAAAACAUCUUACAGGCCACACAGUUUGAAGCAAACCUACUGUGUAAGUUGCCGAGCAAAUCACCUGAACCUGUGUUUUUGUGCUUAUUACUGAGAAUAAGUACAUUCUUACUGAAAAAAGGUUUGAGCAAGUAUUCGAGGGCGUGUUAAGAAAAACACUGAAAUGCAGAGACUGAGUUGCUGGUGGCCGGUUGUUGCUCCUUUGUUCUGGUCACGGGUCCCUGCAGGCUUCUCAACUACUGGAACCACGGCAGACAUAAGCUGUUGAAGGGAGGGGGAGGGGGAGGGGCUGUACACUUGUGAUAGUUUGUCUUGGUUGUACUUUAAAUCUCUUGUCUGAUAAUGUUUGUAGAAUUAUACAUUUUGGCACUUUUAUAUAGAGAAAUACGUAGCCUUUGUGUUUCUUUCUUCCUUUUUGUUUUGUUUUGAUUUCAAACAAAUCCUUUUCAUAAAAAGAAAGUUGCCCUUGUGUUUUUCCUAAAAACCUUGCGGGAUCCCAUGCAGAGCAGCGACGGUUCAUUUGUUCCAAAAUGAAUUAAAGAAAAAAAAGAACUUCUCCCCUCCCGGUUUACGAUUAGGCCACAUCUCUGACGAGUUUGAAGCGAGCAUUAACGGGAUAAUGCACGCUAAAGAGGAGCUUUUCCUUCUUAGUGAUACUCUGCAUAACAUCUCAGCUCGCUCUGCAAACAGGACAACUCUCUGAAAGUUGCCUUGCAGUCACGGCAAGUCAGAAAGCAUUACGGAGAGAUGCAGUAAACAAACAGCGUAAUGGAGCGCUGUGAAGGAUUGUUUUGUAGAAUAAAACCACAAAGCUGCGUCGCUUCUACAAAGCAAAUAUGACAGACUUCAGUGAGGUGCAUGCAUAAUUAAUGAGCAGCACACUAAUGGAGGUGCAGCUCACUUUCAAGUUCAAAUGCACAGCUGUGCAUGGCAAAGCAACUUUCUUUCCUAUUUAGUCCUUCUGAGCAGGUUUUUGCUUUUAUCUAAUGAUGACUGAGGAACGCCGCUGACUGCCUCCACAUGUGGCAGGUCUGCACGUUCGAGGGGUCUCGCAGGGUGAAAUCGUAUUUUUUUUAGUGCAUCCUCCAAGUAUUGUUGUAAAUACUUGAGUGUCACUCGCCAAAACAGAACUUAAAAAAAGACAAAAAAGGUAGGAAAGAGAAAAAAAUGAAAGAUUUAAUUUAUUGUUUUUAAUUACCUUUAUAAUUUAUUGAUGAGCAGAGCAAUUUGAGCAUGUAGGAGUUUCAAACAAAGACACAGCUGAAAUCGUGCAGCUUGUUUUGUUGUUGUCUUGGUCUCUCAAGAGUGCUUCAAAAUGACUGAGUUCAAAAACACAGUACAUGCUUUUUCAUCCACACUAGGCUGUUCUUUUCCUCCCCGACUGUCUAAUGUGUAUUUUUUUGUUUUUGUUGUUUUUUUGGUUUUUUUUGGGGACAUUGCUGUUUCCAUGAGGGAAAAGUUAGGGGGCUAGUCCUGCGUUCCAGUAAGUAAGCUUAAUGAACUUGGAGAAAUUUCUCUCCUGAUCUCCCCUCUUCCUUCUCACUCAGUCUAUCCACAGAGCCCUUCUCGAGUUUGUAUACUACUGGUGUUUUAUGCUCAUGUAAAAAAGCGAGACUUGUCAGUACUGGUGGUGAUAUUGCAGAUAUCUAAAGAGGUUAGAUGAAGAUUUGACUCAGAAUUCCCGUAGCACAGAUCUUUUUUCAAUUUUCAUGUAUUACUUUUGUUUGUUUCUUUGCAGCACAAUAAAUACUUUUUAAACAGUUAA